AUGACGCCGGAACCCUCUGAUCCUUCACUCCCUCCGUCGCCACGUUUCGUCGAUGGCUACUUUCCUCCCCAACCUCCUCCAGAAAUGGCCGUCGACAACGAUACAAUCCUCAGGUUGAUCCAGCAACUCCAGGCCGACCGGGAAGCCUACCUGUCCACUUUCGAGAGGGUCCAUGAGACGUUGACUCAGGCUCUCCAUCCACAGCCAUCCAGGUUCAUAGCCAGUCCCCGGCAGAUCAUCCCAUCGAUCCCGUUGGCGUCGUCGCCCACGUCUCUGCCGUCUUCCGAGGUUGGCCAAGCGGCGGCCGUGUCGAAAAGGCGGCCCAGCCUAGUCAGUCACCACUCCAAUCCCAGCAGCCAUGUUCUCGAGCAACACAACACGGUCCGCCAGCCGAAGGAAUCCAUAUACACUGGUGACGACAGUUCAGACAGCGAGGACGAUGAAUCAUUCUUUGCACAGGAGCUGCUCCCUCCGAGGGAUUUCUCGGAGAGUGAUCUGAUUGAACAUUUGAAGACCUACUCGUGGGAUAUCUACAGCAAAUACAUUCUUCAGGAUCUUCUCCGAAACAUUGACUUGCUUUCGAAUGGCAUUUUCCUCAAGGACAGGCACCACCAAACGGAUGCCAAUCAUCAGCACGCAGAUAUCUACCACGUGGGGACGGACGGCUCGCCUCUGCGGCACUCUCGGGGUGAUUCAGACGAAGGCCCGUUGGCGGCUUGGGAAGCGUUGAAAAACACCAACAAUGACAAGUCACGGAAGCAAGCCGUUGGACGGAUCGUCGUCGUCCGAGAGCCUGCAUCGAGCCUGUUCGCCGCCUUGCACCUCACCAUGAGUGAGUACUUCGACAUGGAUUCCAUUUUUCGCAUCAUGAUCGACGACCACACCCCGACCAAAGCGAUAACAAAGGGAUACUUGAAGGGGGACCACCGGCGGCAACGAUCCGUGGUCUUUGUCUUCAAGUAUCACACCAUCGUGGGGGAAGGGCGUGCGCCUCUGCAUUGGCAGAAUCAUGACGAAGAUCCGGAAACCGAGGAUGGCCAUAUACCGCUGACGACGUGUUCUUCCGUUGUUGCCCUCUCCCUCGCCGGCAAGCCCAGUUACACCCUCCGACGUAAUUCUAGAAAGAACAAAUCCGUCAUUGGGCAUGUUUACGACCCGUUCGCGCCGUGGCACGUCCUCUCCAUCCAGUGUUUUCCCGACUGGAAUUCCAGCGUCGAUACCCACGAACAUAACCACCAUUAUUGCAAUGGUCCCGAUGCUUUUCUGACGGGCGUGCUCUCGGAAUACAAAGAUGCAAUCAAACGGUUCAAGGUGAUACAUAAGGCCAUCCAAGAACUGGCCACCCCGCCGAACAAGUCGAUCUUCGACAGCGCCCUGCGAGACGAACUUCUCUUCGAGAACAACAAAUUCACCUACUCGCGCCGCUAUUUCUGGGCCUCGCAGACCCUGGGUCUCUUGAGCAACGAGAUCAAGGACAUGAUUUCCGCCUACCGGGACACCUUCACCGAUGAGUUCUGGUCGGGGGAGCACAAAACGUUGUUCCCAGGCACCAAGGACCAGUCGCCGCGGUACAACAACUGGCGGAAGAAACUUGUAUAUACUCGAAGACAAUUUGAAAAGGAAAUUUCUCAGCUUGAGGAGGUUUUGAGAAUAUUUCAAGAGCAGCAAAAGCAGAUCAAAAACCUGCGGGAGUGGCUGUUCAGCGGAACAUCGGUCCUGGAAAGUCGCGAGGCCGUGAGUAUGGCGAAGAUCACCGUCGAACAAGGCUACAACAUCCGGCUGUUGACGUUGGUCACAUUGUUCUACCUGCCGUUGAGCUACGUUACGGGAAUUUACGGGAUGACGAACAUGCCACCGAACGACUCCUAUAUUCCCUUCGCCAUGACAACGGUGGGGAUCUGCAUACCGACUUACCUCCUGAUUGUGAUCGUGAACAACCCCAAUGUCGUCAGACGACUUCUGACCAAUGCCGGCCUCUUUUUCACCAAAGUCACCUCAAUUCCAGCCCCGGAGAAGUCUGAGAAGCUCAGGGAAAAGAUCUUAGAGAGCAAAAUUGCCCGCAAGGGCGAACAGCAACAGACAAUGCAGAAGGUUGCGACGUUUGCGAGCCUCGAGGCCAGACUGUCCCAAGACCUGGGCCAGGAACCUUCGUUACGGGGCUCUCACGGUUUCACGCAAGCGACCCGUCGUAUGUCCCACUCGAUUGGCAACUAUCUCCCUGGCAUAGCGACAAGACACGCUUCGCAGCUCCCAGGUCAGUCAAUACCCAGGCUUUCCACGUUUCCGGAGGAACCCCGACUACCUCGGAGAUCCAGCACCAUCAAGUUCGAUGAACCUUUCUCGAGCUCGACCAAGUGGCAGGCACUAGAACCGCCACGGGCCACCGUCCAGGACUUUGAGAAGUCAUUCUCGAAUCUUUCAGGCAUAUCCCCAACGGAGACUCCGCCGAUGCCCGCCGUGAUCGUCCAGACGCCCAACGGAUCACCCCUGCUGUCUCCCUCGAGGGCCAGGCUGAGGCCUCCGGAAUGGCGAAGAGAAAGGAGCGUUAGCCCCCGGAGCGGGCCCAGAGACAGCAGGUCUCUAUUCGGGAGACUCAGUAGUCGAUUGUCAUCCGCGCUGCCGUCGCCGAGAUCGUCUGAGCCAGGGAGUCCCAUGGAGCCUGUCUAG
This is a messenger RNA of Fonsecaea erecta, 2667 nucleotides long. RefSeq lists its product as hypothetical. Gene Ontology annotation, cellular component: membrane. The transcript is spliced from 2 exons. Gene Ontology annotation, biological process: metal ion transport; transmembrane transport. The record is from RefSeq and is a predicted model, not a curated record. NCBI's taxonomy places the organism in Eukaryota, Fungi, Ascomycota, Eurotiomycetes, Chaetothyriales, Herpotrichiellaceae. Gene Ontology annotation, molecular function: metal ion transmembrane transporter activity. The coding region runs from base 1 to 2667 and encodes 888 amino acids.